AUGGGAGGCACGUACGGGCAGGGUCAAGGGUUGCAGGCCACAUGCGGUGAUGAGAGACGGAUUGGCGGAGAGAAGAGAGAGGAGCUCCUGUUGGAAGGGUUGGGGAUCCCUUCGCCCUUCGGGUUUGAGGGAAGUGCGUCUGUGGAGAGUGAGUCCAAGGGGAGGGAAUCAGAUGGGAGUGGGUUCGAGGGGAGUGGGUUCGAGGGGAGUGGGUUCGAGGGGAGUGGGCUCGAGGGGAGUGGGUUCGAGGGGAGCGGGUUCGAGGGGAGCGGGUUUGAGUGGAGUGGGUUCGAGAGGAACGAGUUCGAGGGGAGUGAGAUCGAGGGGACUGAGAUCGAAGGGAGUGGGAUCGAGGGGAGUGGGAUUGAAGGGAGUGUGUUUGGAUCCCGCUCCCCUCGAACCCACUCCCCUCGAACCCACUCCCCUCGAACCCGCUCCCCUCAAACCCACUCCCCUCGAACCCACUCCCCUCGAACCCACUCCCGUCUAACUUUCUCCCCUUGGAUUCACUUUUUCGACGGAACCACGAGCUUAUUGGAGGGUGCCACGAUAUCCUCAACUGCUGCUUACUCAGACAGAGCCAAGUCAGGCUCAUUUGUUGCUGAGUCAGCCUAA
Messenger RNA from Closterium sp. Naga37s-1, 615 nucleotides. Lineage: Eukaryota; Viridiplantae; Streptophyta; Zygnematophyceae; Desmidiales; Closteriaceae. The record is from the annotation of a GenBank genome assembly.